Molecule: messenger RNA, 952 nt
Organism: Drosophila innubila
Lineage: Eukaryota; Metazoa; Arthropoda; Insecta; Diptera; Drosophilidae
Product: inositol monophosphatase 1
Exons: 2
Coding region: 42-905 (287 amino acids)
Biological process (GO): phosphatidylinositol phosphate biosynthetic process; signal transduction; inositol metabolic process
Molecular function (GO): inositol monophosphate 1-phosphatase activity
Source: RefSeq, a predicted model, not a curated record
GUACGAGUUCAGUUUGAAGGCAGGUGACAACGUACGUAAAAAUGACAAGCGAAGCACAGAUUGAGGAACUUUACAAGUUCAUUUACCCACUGGCAAUUCGAGCAGGUGAAAUAUUGUUUGAAGGCUAUCAGAAUGCGGGUAAAUCCGUUGCCCUGAAAUGCAACGAGUUCCACAAUGUGGUAACCGAGUAUGACAAUGAGAUUGAGGAAUUUCUGAUGUCUAGCAUACUGGCCACGUAUUCCGAUCACAAAUUUAUUGGCGAGGAAGAUACACACAAGAAUAAUAACAUCACCAAGGAGCUAACAGAUGCCCCUACCUGGAUCAUAGAUCCCAUUGAUGGCACCUCCAAUUUCAUUAAGCAAAUCCCUCACGUCUCUGUCUCAAUUGGACUCUCGAUUAACAAGCAAAUUGUGCUGGGUGUUGUGAAUAAUCCUGCCCAGAAGAAGCUAUACACAGCCAAGUUGGGACAGGGCGCCUUCUGCAAUGGCGAGAGAAUCCAUGUGAGCGACUGUGAGCAUCUCAAUGCUGCCAAUGUGGCCUACGAGGUGUGCCUGCUCCAUGCGCCAAAGAUAAGAAACAAGCAUAUCAAACGCAUUUACUACAUUGGCUCACAGGCUAGACGUUUAUUGGGUUAUUCCGCUGUCGUGGAUUCACUUUGCAUGGUCGCCGCUGGCAAUUUGGAUGCCUUUCACAUUGAGGACAUGUAUCCAUGGGAUUGUGCUGCGGGUUAUUUACUUAUACGUGAAGCUGGCGGCGUUGUAACCCAUCCCUAUGGUGGUCCCUUUGAGAUUAUGAAACCAGACUUGAUUUGUGCCGGCACUGAGACACUCCGGAAGCAAAUUGAGAAUCUUAUACGGAAAGCAGAUCUGGCAAAGUCUGUGGGUAGCGAAGAUGUGAAUGAAUAAUAAUAUUUUGUGCUUGAAAAGCUUUCGAAUAAAUAGAUACUUCCACA